GUGUUCUUGCAGGCGAUUGGCUGGAUUGCUAAGGAGGCGGAGUCGACGUGGCUGGCAGACCCUGAGUAGUCCACAAUCCCUGGCUGUGUUGGUCUCUACAACGUAACUAUGAAGGUCACCAUCUUUUUGCUGAUGAUUCUGAAAGAAGUCCAUGCCAAUGUCCAACCGCAGAAAAACUUUGAUCUUCAGAGGUUUGCAGGGAGGUGGUAUCGGAUCGGUCUGGCCUACGAUUCUCCAGGUUUUGUGCCACACAGAAGCAAAGUCACCAUCUCUAUGGGCACAGUGGAGCCACAGGACAACGGGAACGUCAACAUGACCAUGUGGAGUUUAACUUCGUCUGGUUGUAAGCAAAAGAUCUACAUUUAUGAGAAGACGUCUGUGUCCGGCGUAUUUAACUACUACAGCACUCGUCAUAGAAGGAUGAAAGAUGUUACUGUGGUGGAGACAAACUACAGUGAAUAUGCCAUGGUCGUCAAACACAAGAAGAUGAACAAGGAAUACACACAAGUGUCCCUUUAUGGUCGUGCUAAGAAGCUGAAGGCUGAUUUGAUGGAGAAGUUCAGAGCGUAUGCAACAGCUCUUGGAUUCUCCAAAGAGUCCAUACUGACUCCACCAACUGCCAGAAACUGUCCUCCUAAAGAAGCAAGCCAGAGUUUCAUUCAAGUAAAAGCCGGUUAUUAAUCACAUGGUUUUUAUCGACCAUCCUUUUUUUUAACUUGUUUUGUCUUUAUUCUUUAUCUCCUGAAAAGCAUGAGAAAUACAAGUUCAUUUGUAAAUAUGUGCAAAAGUUAAUGUGCAGUACAUUGAUCGUUUUUGAAAGCAGACUCUGGGCUUUUUCAGA
Danio rerio (zebrafish) is the source of this 841-nucleotide messenger RNA. RefSeq names its product prostaglandin D2 synthase a (gene ptgdsa). The record is from RefSeq and is marked provisional. NCBI's taxonomy places the organism in Eukaryota, Metazoa, Chordata, Actinopteri, Cypriniformes, Danionidae. Gene Ontology annotation, molecular function: small molecule binding.